Molecule: messenger RNA, 1084 nt
Organism: Melitaea cinxia (Glanville fritillary)
Lineage: Eukaryota; Metazoa; Arthropoda; Insecta; Lepidoptera; Nymphalidae
Product: pre-mRNA-splicing factor 38B-like
Exons: 7
Coding region: 1-1005 (334 amino acids)
Cellular component (GO): precatalytic spliceosome
Source: RefSeq, a predicted model, not a curated record
AUGUCAGAAGUUGAAGAUUACAACACACAGAAGCCUGUUAAAACAAGCAAGCAGCAUAAUAUAUUACCAAUAUGGGGUAAUGAACAGACUAUGAAUUUGAACCCUUUAAUAUUAGCCAAUAUUCAAGGUUCUAGCUACUUCAAAGUGCAUCUGUUCAAGUUGAAGACAUACCAUGAGGUGGUCGAUGAGAUCUACUAUCAGGUGAAGCACCUGGAGCCGUGGGAGCGCGGGAGUCGCAAGACGGCGGGGCAGACUGGCAUGUGUGGCGGCGUUAGAGGUGUAGGUGCAGGAGGUAUUGUGUCUACUGCAUUUUGCCUCCUCUACAAGCUGUACACACUACGGCUGACCAGGAAGCAAGUAAAUGGCUUACUGCAACACACUGAUUCUCCAUACAUCAGAGCACUUGGGUUUAUGUACAUCCGGUACACCCAGCCUCCAGCAGAUCUCUUUGAUUGGUACGCAGACUACUUAGAUGAUGAAGAAGAGGUGGACCCACGUGCCGGUGGUGGAGGCUCCACGACCAUGGGAGCCCUUGUCCGACAGAUGCUUAUCAAAUUAGACUGGUUCAGCACACUGUUUCCGAGAAUACCAGUUCCUAUACAGAAGCAGAUUGAGCAGAAACUAGCAGAGCACAACAGACAAAGCAACGCAGCAAAACCCGCUGCUAACUAUCGCAGUGGUAAUAGCAACGCUAACAGCAAUUACAACACGGGGCGAAUGGACUCGGACCGACGCGAACACGACGAUAGGGAUAGACGUGAUUAUGGGGAUGGAGACAGACAUGGCAGAGAUAGGCCUCCCAGACGCGAUGACAGAGAUAGAGAAAGGGAAAGGGACCGCGAGCGCGAGCGUGACCGUGAACGGGACCGAGACAGGCGCGAUCGUGAUCGCGAUCUCAACCGUGAUCGCCAUCGAGAGCGAUCACGUUCGAGAGACCGCCACCAAGACAAAGCCCGUGACAGACAUCGUCAGAGAUCACGCUCAAGAGACCGACGCUAUAGAUAAUACCAUGAGAAUUUAAAACAUCCAUUAAAUUGUUUACAAAGUGUAUUUGACAAUUAAUUAAAUUUAGUAAUAAUGUUAA